This is a messenger RNA of Strongylocentrotus purpuratus (purple sea urchin), 278 nucleotides long. Its product is annotated as isoinhibitor K-like. Gene Ontology annotation, molecular function: serine-type endopeptidase inhibitor activity. The transcript has 3 exons. The record is from RefSeq and is a predicted model, not a curated record. NCBI's taxonomy places the organism in Eukaryota, Metazoa, Echinodermata, Echinoidea, Camarodonta, Strongylocentrotidae. The annotation marks the transcript as partial.
AUGCCAGUCAGUGUGUGCUAUCCAGCAGGAACCAUGACGCAAGAAGAAUUGUGUUCACUGCCUGCGGAGGUUGGGCCGUGCAGGCGGGGCAUUCGUAACUACUACUACAACCAGAAACGAGCCAGUAUCCUGCACCCUACCACAAGACCCCGGCAACUGUUUGAAAUCCAUGUUCGCUGGUUUUACAACAUCCGCACCCAGCAGUGCGAGCAGUUCAACUACACUGGUUGCCUUGGGAACCCCAACCGAUUUGAGGAUCUUGCCAUCUGCGAGGAACG